Rhopalosiphum maidis (corn leaf aphid) is the source of this 3278-nucleotide messenger RNA. It is a transcript of the gene Sans, whose product is annotated as Usher syndrome type-1G protein homolog. The transcript is spliced from 10 exons. The coding region runs from base 313 to 1776 and encodes 487 amino acids. Gene Ontology annotation, molecular function: protein binding. NCBI's taxonomy places the organism in Eukaryota, Metazoa, Arthropoda, Insecta, Hemiptera, Aphididae. The record is from RefSeq and is a predicted model, not a curated record.
CGAACGGUCCGUUGUUGUGAGUAGAGGCGUAUACCGUUGUCGCGCGUUGUUCGCGUCCGUGUGUGGGAAAAACAACAUUUUGAAUAAAAAAUAUCACCGGACGAGUUUUGUUUUUAUAUCGUUUCGUUAAUACAAUAGUGUCCGUUGUGUAUUUUACAUUCGAACGACCAACGACCGCAGAACGCAAAGCGGCCAGGUUUAACCGUGUGAAUAUUAAUGCACCGCGAACGGAGAGUGAUCAUUUAGGAGACUUGACCCGAGAUCAUCAGACGAUCAGAGUGAAUCUAGACAAGGUGAACUGCAUUACAAACCAUGAGCACGAGAUUCCAUAAAGCGGCUCAAGACGGUUUCGUAAACCUACUGAAAGAGGCGACUAAAAGAGAUUGUAAUGCUAAAGACGACGACGGGAUGACGCCGACGCUUUGGGCGGCUUACAAAGGGCACCUGGAAGCGCUGAGGAUACUUGUCGGCCGAGGUGGUGAUCCAGAGAAAUGUAAUUAUCAUCUUGGACAAAACGCAUUACAUUUGGCUGCGUCUAAAGGCCAUUUGAGUUGUGUGACUUUUCUAGUCGGUUUUGAUGUCAACUUGUGGGCUUUAGACUUAGACUUUCUCACAGCAAUGCAGCUAGCAGCCAUACACGGUAAAUCGCAAGUACUCCAAUACUUGGAUAAAGCGGCCGCAUCUCAAAUAAUGCAGAACAAGAAAAAAGUUGAAUCUAAAAAAGAAAAAGCUCAGAAAGACGCAGAACGUAACCAAAAAAAGUACGAGGAUCGGACGAAAAAAGAAAGAGAAAAAGAGAAAAAGCAAAUUCGAAGGGUGGAAAAAGAAUACUUGGGUGGAAACAAAGCAGAUUCGGAAACUGCUAUACCUACAGUCAGAUCAAUUCCUCUGUCUUUGCGUAAAUCUUCAUCAGACCUGUCCUGUAAAUCCUUCACAGAGAUCGUCGGAUCUGGUACCGUGAAAAAACCGUUUGUUAGCUCGGGCGGUGUAAAAAAGAUAUUGGACAGGAAACUGAAGGCGGCAGCGGCAGCAGUGGAUGCGCACAACAAAACCAACAAAUCAACGUUCAGAUCGAUAAAAGAAGUCGAGGAUAGCACGAGUGUACGAACCAUAACGUCAAAUGGAGAUUCACAAAUUAUUUAUGUCAAUUCGUACGAGAACGAGAACGGAGGGAAAAGAGGCAGGAUUUCGGAUGUGUUCGAGUUACACCGCACCAUUUCACAACCGAACUUCAUCAUGGAUCUACAGCAGAACGACGACGCCAAUAAAGUGCAUUGGCACGAUCAAGGUAGCAUGUUCGAUCGACCGGGUUUCGGAAGCGUCGCGUUCAGACAAAACGUGACCACAAUUCCAGUACCAGACGUGUCUAGGGCGACUAUUGAAGACGAGGCGUGCAGUAUCGGCAGCGCUGGAAGUCUGGUGAAGCGGAACCAACCGAGCAACACUAUGUCCUGGGACGAAUUCCAAAACAGCGACGAGGAAAACAUCGCGCUGAACGGGCGCAGUACAAAGUGGUCGGCCGUGCACAAGUUCUUGGUGUCGGCAGGCGUCGGCGAGUACGUCAACAAGUUUGUGGAGCAACAGGUGGACCUGGAAGCACUGUUCAUGCUCGAUGACCGAGAUUUGGUCUUGCUCGGUCUGCCGCUGGGCCCCAGGAAGAAGCUGCUUGGCGCAAUCGAAGAGCGGGUGAGGAGACGCUGUACCCACGAAAACAUUGGCGCCUGUACAACAAUAGUGGACACGAUGGGUCCUGCAAAAUCGUUGAACAAGUGUUAAAUAAUUUUGUAUAAAAAAAACCCAAAUUACUGUAUCGCGGGUAUUUGUCGAGUUAGAUAGGUGCAAUGUGCAAGGCUGUGAUUUUAACGCACCAACCAAAAAGACGCUUUAAAAAAAUGACACAAAUUCGUUCUGAAAAUAAAUAAUUUGAAAAAAGUUAUUUUAAAUAACAACGCGUAUUCGUUCAGAAUAUACGCUAUUAUUCUCAUUUAUGUACAAAUCAUAAUUCAAAAAUAAUUGUUGUUUUGUAUUUAAAGAUAGCAAUGUAAGAAUUUAAGAAUUUUUUUUUCUAUCAGUAUUCAUAAUAUUAUUACUGACAAGUUAUUUAAAAAUAAUUUGUCUUCGGAUGUAGCAUUUUAUAUUAUAACAUCAGAAUCGAAAUGUACAAAAAAAUAUAUACAAAUACUAAAAUAUAUAAAGUACAAUAUGAUAUAAAAUUAAUAAAAUUACGUAUUAGUAUUUGGUACAAAGAGUACAAGAUAAUUUAUCUUAGUAUUAUGCUAGCUGUAAUAAAUAAGACAAAUUUCAAUAAAAUUCAAUUUCUUCCACGAAAAAAACACACAAGUGCAUUAAAAUUCAUAAAUCUGGACAUAAGACUGAUCGACAUUUAAAAAAAAAAUUAUAAUAAAACAAUGUAACCUGAUGAAAUUUAACCUUUUCAGAUUGUAUACAAAAGAUCUAAAAAGUAAAAUGUAAGUUUGAUCUUAUUGUAUAUUAUCAAUAUUGCAUAUUGGACGAAUAUUACUCGUGGUAUUUUCAAGUACAACUUUUUUUCGUCUAAUCGACAUAAUACGAACUACAUUUAUGAACAUUUUAAUGUUUGAGAAACGAUAUUUAUAGAUAUUACAUUCGGUUAAAAACUAAAACUAAAUAUUAAACAAAAUGAGACGUAAUAAACUCUCGAUUGAACACCCGCGAUAGGUACGGUAAUUAUAAACUAUUAACAAUAUAUUAUGAUAUAUAAUAUAAUCUUAUAUAGGUACUAAAUUGUUUACGUUAUUUGUAUGAUAACUAAGUAUUAAAUCGGUACGCGUUUGUUUAUUAUUUCUUGAACUAUUGUUUUAUUCUGCUUUUGGUUUGGACUUGUACCUAAUUAUGUAUUAAUUCGUAGUGAUUUGUGUUAUUUUAUAUUUUUUAUAAGUAUUACGUAUUUACGUUUAUCUCUACUGUUACUAAAAUAAUAUCUUAAAACUUAUUAUAAUAAGAUUUAUAUAAUAUGAUAAAAUCGUAUAAUAUUUAAAUUGGCAAUGAAAAUAAUAAUAAUUUUUAUUCAGUAAAGCUACCUAUGUUUGUGAUUACGUAAUUUACCAAUAUAAUUAAGUAUUAGCAUCGCAUUACUAGUUAGAUUUUAUAGGUAGGUACUAGGACCGACACUGCUGUUGAGAUUCGUAAAAUACGUAAGACAAAUUUAAGCUAUAUUAUAAGUAUUUAUUAUAUUUAAAUAGAUGUACUUGUGACUAAUAAACCAAUGUAUAUAAUGAAUUAAAUGGACUAAAACUAGU